AUGGCUCAGAAGCGUUCGAGUGCGGCGUCCAAUCCGACUAUCAUCGUGGUUCCAGGCGCCGCUUGUCGAGUGGUGUUCUACAACGGCCUAGUCCAACAACUUAUCUCGAAUGGUUACGACGCACACACUUACGACUUGCUGACGGCCAGCCGAGAGCCUCCUCAGGAGCCGGCAACGUUGGCAGAAGACGCCAAGUUCUUUCACGACAAGAUCGAGGCUCUGGUCAAUGCCGGCAGGGACGUGGUUGUCGUCGCCCAUUCUUAUGGUGGCAUGGUCGCCACAGAUGCAGUCCAGGGACUGGCCAAAACGGAUCGAGUCUCGCAGGGUCUUGCAGGAGGUGUCGUACGAAUAAUCUACCUGACCUGCAUCGUGGCCGGCGUGGGUCAGACUGCGGGUGAACUUACGGCCCACCUGGAUUUUAAAGAUUUCAUGGAGGCUGUGGGCGAGAAAGGGGAAUACUUAGGCCAAAUUGCUGGCCCGAAGGGUGCACAAGUGAUAUUCUCCGACCUGCCGCUAGAAGAAGCACUCGCAUGGCAAGGCCGACAGUCGCUGCAGUCUAGAGUUUGCUAUGCCGGCAAGGCUGUGUUCGAUGCCUACCGGCAAAUACCAGUGUCGUACAUUUUCUGUGCGGGUGACAAAGUACUGCCGCCAGAGUUCCAGCAAGGAAGAAUCGACUUCUUGAAGAAAGAAGCCAGGGAGCUCGACUUGUUCUGUCUCGAAACCGGCCAUUGUCCUAAUGUCAGUGAGCCUGAAGCAACUGCAACAGUCAUCUGCGAUGCUAUCGAAAGGAAAAUGGUGGUAACGAAUGUGUAA
Messenger RNA from Exophiala xenobiotica, 813 nucleotides. RefSeq lists its product as uncharacterized. Bases 1 to 813 code for a protein of 270 amino acids. The record is from RefSeq and is a predicted model, not a curated record. The transcript is spliced from 2 exons. Lineage: Eukaryota; Fungi; Ascomycota; Eurotiomycetes; Chaetothyriales; Herpotrichiellaceae.